AUGAACAAGUAUGUCUGUGCGCGAUGUCGGCUUCAAGUGCUGAGCAAUUGGUCGCCCCCUACGCCUCGCACCCGACUGACUGCCUCCAUCUGCACCAACCAACAUAAUCAACGAGGCCUCAUAACUGGACGACUUUUACACACCAAGCAGUCGCAGAGGGCUGCUGUCAGUACUGCAGCGUCCUACGAGCCUCCAAGUCCAACUGCCGAUGUCCUCACAUCCUCCAAAUCAGGCCUUCAAUAUGAAGAUCCCCUCAACGGCACACCGUUCAUCCGUGACCAUUUGCGGGCAUGGAUGACCGAUUUUAGACAAAAUGAAGAGGCUGAGCGGGCCGACACAAUACCGGAAAGAGGGAGAAUCUACAAGUUGCCUGAUUCACUUUUCGUCAAUCAGCUCGAACCUGAAUAUGAGUCGGAACAGGUUGAGGACGACCUCGCUGAUUUCAAUGCGAUGGUCGAGGGCAAUGCUAGGAACCAGAUGGAACCGGGUGACUUAUGUCAACUGAAGCCACCACACGCUCGUCGGCAGCUGGCUGUCUUCAUCGGACAAGCAGGACUCCAACUUCUAUAUCUACUGACCAAUGGUCGAUACUGUCAGAUUCGGCCUGCCAUGCAGGAUAGCAUCACCAUACCUGCGUUCGCGUCUCAAGAAGAAGUUGCAGCUGUUCGAGAGCAGCUACCGAAGCAACAUAUCCUCAGAGAUGCUAGCAGUGAAAUGCCAGUAAUUGGUGAUUUUCUAGGAGAAUUGCCGACAAAGGCUAGAGACAAGGGUUUGCCAGUUGUGCAGAGGUUACAGGAGUUCGACAGGGAGGUUCUCGAAUUCCGUCGCCUUCACACAGAGUUCCUAGACUCCCUUUAUGAGCGCCUCGCGGAAGAGGACAGGUUUGUUCGCAUACCCUUUGAGCAUUUCGUACAAAAUCUGUUGGGUCCGAAGGCGAGUCAGAUCUCCGAUGCUGGCCGAAUGGCCAUCUUCCUCAUGGCUCAACGAAACCCUACCAAGAUACUUCUCUGGCAGCUUGGGCGAAACCUCAACCUGCAUGUUCUACUUGGCCCCAAGGAGAUGGUGAGACGGUUCUCGAGUGUGGUGGAAUGGGCUCGCGAGUAUCAAGAGACUGCUGCUUUGGCUUCAAAAGGCCGCGAUGUUCGAGGCCUUCUACAGGAGAAUCCUGUCAGCAAGUUCAUCAACAAGGCCAGAAAGAUUAUUUUGGCUAGCCGGAAAUUGCGUUCGCCAACUACAAUUGGCUGUCUAGGCCCGAGCCAGCAGAAUGCUGAAGACCAAGGGAAGGUCGUUGCUCGAAGCUCCGGAGAAGAGUUCACAGAGUCGGACCGAAGUAUUCUGGAUUUCAUUCACGAUACCUACAUCCGUCAGCCAGGUUCGAAGUCCAUGACGAAGCAUCAUGCCAUCGCAUCUUUGAUUCUCAGAGCUAUUGGUGCUUAUCCAAAGAUGGCACUAGAAGACAACAUCGGUCGAUUGCUGCUUCAAGAACUGGGCGCCAUGCCUCCAUGGGCUGAGGCAGCCGAUGACGAUGUGACAUUUCCCAUUCCCGGUCGCAGAGGAGCUCAUCAGGUCACUGAGAAGCUCGCCGAAGCAGAGAAGCUUGCAAAAGAGCUUGGUUUCGGGCGCGGAGCGCAGAAAUUGCCUUUGUCAGACAGUAUGGCACACCUUCGAAAAGACCUGGGCUCCAUGGAGGUCUUCGUCAUCGACAAACUAGGUACUGAUGUCUUCGAUGAUGGCAUCUCGUUUGAACCCAGCACGGAAAGACCCGGCUGUCACUGGGUCCAUGUACAUGUUGCCCACCCAUCUGCUUUCAUUGGCAAAGACACCAUCUUUGGCCAACUUGCCAAAGCACAAGGAUCGUCUUGGUAUACUACCAAGGUCUCUUAUCCAAUGCUUCCUGCUGCAGUAGGACAGUCAAUGAGUCUGGCGCCUGGCGCAGCGGCUCUGACCACCAGCACGCUGCUCGAUGCGAAUGGUGAUGUCGUUGACAUCAAGCUUCAACCUACGACAAUACACAAUAUCAUACACCUGCAGCCCGAAGCAGUUGAUAACCUCCUCGGUCAGCCCGAACGCGAUAUGGCCGUCCUAAUCGUCGGUUCUGAUCCAUCCAUCUCAGUCCGAGAGCCUGCUGAGGCUCAACAGCAGGCCCUCCAUGCAGCGGCACCAUACAAGUCAAAACUUGAACAAUGUCUGAAUGUUCUUAGAUCUAGACAAAGAAGGAGGAACGAGGAACAAGUUGAGACCAUAGAUUAUCUGCUGGAAGAACGCAAGGGUACAUGUAAGGUCAGCUCUCUUGAUGCCCAUCAACCAUCCCGGCUACACGAGAGUCUUCAUUAUAUUGGCGACCCGACCAUCAAGCUACAGGCCCCCAAACGUCCGCCACGUGGUCGAUGGAGUGAGUUCACCGAAGUACAGAGUAUCGUCUCACAGAGUAUGAUUCUGGCGGGCGAGUCCUUUGGCAAAUGGUUCCAGGAUCGUGAGCUACCGGCAAUUUAUGCCGGAUCUCAGACUGAUCCAGCCUUUCCCAUAUCGAAACUCAACGCAGCCGGCUGGAGUGAUCCGAUCAUCGCCCCUAAGGCGGUGGAACGGGCUGAGCCUGUACGGCACGUGUCGAUGGCGGUCCCACAAUAUAUCCGAUCCACAAGCCCGCUUCGCCGGUUCGGCGACCUUCUCGCGCAAUGGAACGCAGAUGCUUAUCUUCGAGCCGAAGCCGAAGGGCUCAUAAAAGCAGGUCAGCCUCCGCCUGCGGGGUUCAGACUUCCCUAUGAAAAACCCGAGAUUAACGAUUACAUCAAGAACGACUCGUGGAUCACGAAGGCUGGUCGAAGCCUGGAUCAGGAUUCGUACGCGCACUGGGCUUUCCAAGCACUGUUCCGAGCGUUUCACUUCAAAGAAGCGCAACUGCCUGAGAUCUGGGACGCGCAAGUGCGCAGUGACCUGCCGUCCAGUGCCACCAUAGCGAACCUCACGGAGAUGACUGGCACGCUGUAUCCAUUCUGUCACAAGGUGCGCUUCAUGCGCAGCGCCGAGCAAUGGGAGAAGAAAGCCAAACGAGGCCAAUUCCUCCCGGUCAGGAUCGACAUGGUGGACGCGACGAAUGGGUGCGUCUACGUGAUGGCGGUGGGCUCGCCGAGUGACGAGAUGACGCAGGCGGACGAUAAGGAGGGCAGUGCGGUGUAUCUGGGCAGGGCUCGGCAGCAGGCGAUCGAGCAGGCAGAGCGAGAAGAGGCUCGGUCGCGCAGGCAAGCGGCGCUGGUGACGGCGUCAGCGGCUUGA
Molecule: messenger RNA, 3273 nt
Organism: Cyphellophora europaea CBS 101466
Lineage: Eukaryota; Fungi; Ascomycota; Eurotiomycetes; Chaetothyriales; Cyphellophoraceae
Exons: 1
Coding region: 1-3273 (1090 amino acids)
Biological process (GO): mRNA catabolic process
Cellular component (GO): P-body; exosome (RNase complex)
Molecular function (GO): 3'-5'-RNA exonuclease activity; RNA binding
Source: RefSeq, a predicted model, not a curated record